Pteropus alecto (black flying fox) is the source of this 4387-nucleotide messenger RNA. It is a transcript of the gene PTX4, whose product is annotated as pentraxin 4. Lineage: Eukaryota; Metazoa; Chordata; Mammalia; Chiroptera; Pteropodidae. Bases 2811 to 4226 code for a protein of 471 amino acids. The record is from RefSeq and is a predicted model, not a curated record. The transcript is spliced from 3 exons.
UCGAUUCGCUACGGCCGCGAGGCCCAGCUCCACGCUCGGUUCUCAGCGCGCGCGGCCCGAGAUCACAAAAUCUGCGGGCCCGGAGAGAGCUGCGGCUAAUUUCUCUGAGCCUGUUGGGCUGGUCCCCGCUGGCCGAUCGUGACGAAUCUGCGGCUAAACCGGGAAGCCGGAAGAGGCGCGGGGCGGGCGGCCUCAUCCGCGCCUGCGCUGGAUAGGGAGGGGACCUUCAGCGCGUAGUCCCGCUUGUGGUCUGGGUUGCGUUCCUCCACGUGGCUCCGAGCUCGGUUCUUCAGGCUCUGAGGGGCCAGCCUUCCGUCUGCCAACGUGUCCAUCUUUCCCGGAGUGGUCACCAUCUCUCCCUGCACUCCGGAGCCCCAGUUCUCUCCCGAGUGCCACGCGUGCGCGCCUCCACAAUACCUGCUGAGCGCCGACCAGGUGCCAGGCCUCGCUCCCCAUCCCUGAGGCAAGACCCUGCUCUCUCCGAGCUACAUCCCCUACAGGGAAACGCACCGCAUCAACGGGGAUGGUUUCAGGGAUUCAUGAAUAAAGCAGUGUAAAUGAGUCAGGGUUAUGAAAUACCUGCACGUUCAGCACGUGACAACCAACCGCAGGUGGCUAUGGAAAGAAAGCUGGAAACAAGUAAAAGGAACAGGUCAUUUCCUUGGUCGUACUAGCCAUUUUUUAAGGGCUUGUAGCUACCUGUGGCUAGUGGCUGUUACAAUGCGCAGCGCACAUAGGAACCUCCGUCUUGCAGAAGCUCCUAUAGGCAGCGUCGAGGAGCAAUCUGGGAAGAUCUUGCAAAGAGGUGCUAUUUCAGCCUAGACGAUUCUUGUGGGGAAAUCUGGGAAACAUUUAUUCUUUCAACAUACAUUAAUUAAAUGACUGCUGCAUGCAGCAAGCACUCUUCAGGGCAGAGAAUGAAGAGAUAAAUUCCCUCCUCACAGAUCAGGGGGACAAAUGAAGUACAUGCGCAAUAUGCCAGAUGGCAAAUAUGGAUAAGAAAAAUUAGGCGGGGUCAGAAGAUGAGUGACCGAGGGCAGUCCCAUUUUAAACCAUCCACCUGGAUGCAGUUAGGAGAAUGGGCAGUAGGGGGUAGCCCCAGAUGCAAGGAGUCCCGCUGGGCCGAUUGGUGCAAAGACUGAUGUGGUCCAGGUGGUGAAAACCGACUGCCUGACCUGGGAUGUUUCUGUGAAGUUAGAGUUGAUGUGGGGUGUGACAGAGAGCAAGGAGUCGAGGAUGAUGCCUUCCUGAGGCUCUCUGAAAAUUCCUCCCAGUCCACUUCUGGAUUAGAGCUACUGCAAUCAUCCUUUAUUCCCCUAUUUUCCUAUUAUCCAGUAACCUCACAAAACAGUACACAGAAAGUAAGUUUCUUAAACCUUGGUAUAUCUGGAAAAUGCCUUUAUUCUUUGCUCCAGGUCAAUUUACAUUUGAGCUAGAUGCACAAUUUUAAAUGAAAAUCAUUUUCACUUGGAAAUGUUAAGGUUCGCUCCUCUGCCUUUGGCAGCCAGCACUGUUACUGAGAUAGCCAACAGUUCUCUGGGGAAAGUCUCAAUCCUUCCCAUGCAACCAGGUUUUCUCUCUGGACAUGGUUAGGAUCUCCUCCUUGUCUGCUGUGUUCUGACACUUGAUGAGAGGAGCCUUGGGGUCAGUUGCCUUUCCUUGAUUCAGUGCUCUCUGACAUGUGGUCUUAAAAAUGACAGAUGCCCUUGUCUGUGACACCUUCCUGGGUAAUCUUCCUAACAAUUUUUUCCAUCGUUUUCUUUAGUCUCACUCUUUACAGUUUCAUUUUGUUAGAUUGAUCUUAAAUGUAAUGUUUUCUUUUUCCAUUUCUUUGUCUUUCUCCCCUACUUUCUGGCCACUUGCUUUAAUUUUGCCUUUCAGCUUUUCUGUUAUUUUUUAUUUGGGGGGUGGGGUGGGUCAGUUUUUAUUUCCAAGAGCAACUUCUUCCUUUCUGAUUAUUCCAUUUUUUGUAGCAUCCAUUUCUUGCCUUGUGGACAUAAAACUUUUUUUGUCUUUCUGAGGGUAUUGAUUAGAACUUUUUUGAGCUUUUUCUUGGCUCUCAGCAUUGUUUCCUAGGUUCCUUUUCUGUUUGGGCAGAUUUUCGUUGUUCCUGUUAGAAGCUUCCGAGUGUCUAAUCAUCCUUGGCUGAGUUUUCAUAUUAAGCAGGAGACAGUAUACAGGGGAACAAGUAAGAAGGGGCUUGUACAUCUGCAAAGACUUUUUUCCAAAUAAGACCCCAUUCGCGGAUAUUGAGAUUAGGACUUGGACCUACCUUAUUUGGAGUCACAAUUCAGCCCACUACACAAUCUAUUCCCCAAAAUAAAUUAAAGUGGCUCCCAAUCUCACAUCUUUUGCCUAACCUAAGAGAGAGAUGGCAUCACAGGACGCACUGUGCAUGAUGGGAUACUGGGCCCCACUGCAGAGUUGGCUCCAAGGACUUCCUGGCCUCAGCGAGGUUCCCUGUCCUGCUCCAACUUCCUUUUGUGGGAACAUGAGUCCAUGUGCCCCUGCUAAAGCAAUCACCCCCUUCUGCCUCUGAGCCAGCCAGACCAAGGCUUCCACCCUGUAGAAUUAUUUUCUAAAGAAACUGUAUCUGUUUUAAGCUUGUCUCCUUAGGAACCCCCAAUUCUCCAGAGCCCGUGGGCUGAAAGGCAAAUGCCUUUCACUCGGUGGCAGGAAAUACCUGACCCUCAGCCAGAGUCAAAGAAGGAAAACCUUUCCACUUAGAGCUAGAGGGAGCAUGGGCUGAGGCAGGAGCACAAAUCAUCCUCCCAUAGUCGGCGGUGACACCACUCCUCGUCCAUCUCAGAAUGGGCUGCCUGGGCAGGAAGACCCUGUCUUUCUUCCUUAUUUUCGUGCCUAUAUAUCUGCAUGGCGCUUUGUCCCAGGAAGCUGGCCCUGCAGGGCAAAGAAAACCAUUUUUCGAGAGGCUCCGCCGACUGGAGGAGCAGUUUCGGAGUUUCCGGGAGGUGACCUUAACACACCUGCAGGCCAUCGCCAGCAACUACAACCUGUCCUUCAACAUUGAUGCCCGGUUCCGGAACCUGGCCCAAGAGAGCCAGGCCGUGGCUCUGGUGGUCAACCAGUCACAGGCUGCUGUGCAGGGUGACCUGGGCCACCUCAAGACCUGGAUGAAGAAGACGCAGCACAGGAGCCGGAAGGUGGACUCUAGGCUGCUGGCCUUGAGCACCGCCCUGAGUGAGAGGAGCCAGCAGCACACCCGGGAGAGGAAGGAGCAGGAGGCACAGAGGGAAGCCCUGUCCAGCCUGGUCCUGGAUGUGCGGGCCCUGCAGGACACACUGGCUCAUCUGAUGCACGUUGUGCAGAGCCAGGGUGCCAGACUGGCUAGUCUCAAGGGGUGGCUGCAGGUGGCUGGCCUGGGUACCGAAGACCCGGUCUGGCCUCCUGCCCAGCCUGGGCCACCAAGCCCAAGCUCCCCAAAGCUGCAGGGGGCCAGGCAGGUGCUCAGAGCUUUGCCUGAGCCCAGGGACCCACCCCAGGACUUCGCUGGCCGUCUCCAGGGAUCACAGGAGCCCCCAGACCUAGGCAGUCAGAGGGCACAGCCUCCUGAGAUACCGGGAGAGAUUUGCAGCGUGGGCCUUGCACUCGUCUUCCCAAAUGCCUCCACCGAGAAUGUGGUCUUUCUCAGUCCCAGCUUCCCCUUGGGCCUUCGGGCCCUGUCUGUCUGCAGCUGGGUCCGCACAGCCUUGGGCCGCCUGGGCACCCUCCUCUCCUAUGCCACCGAGGAGAAUGACAACAAGCUGGUGUUGCACGGCCGGGACUCCCUAUCCCCAGGCUCCAUCCACUUUGUGAUCGGAGACCCGGCCUUCAGGGAGCUACCCCUGCAGCUGCUACUGGACGGCCAGUGGCACCACAUGUGUGUCAUCUGGACAUCCAUCCUGGGCAGGUACUGGCUCCACGUGGACCGCAGGCUAGUGGCCACUGGCUCCCACUUCAGGGAGGGCUAUGAGAUCUCUUCUGGUGGGUCCCUGGUGCUGGGCCAGGAGCAAGACAGCAUGGGGGGUGGGUUUGACAGCUCUGAGGCCUUCGUGGGGAGCAUAGCAGGUCUGGCCAUAUGGGACCGUGCGCUGGUCCCCAGGGAAGUCUCACACCUUGCCACUGGGAAGGAGCUCCCUCCGGGCGCCAUCCUGACACUGGCCAAUGCCACAUCAGUAGGUGGAUUUGUGCAGAGGGUGAACUGCACCUGCCUAGAGCUGUGUCCUUGAGACCUCAUCACCUGGGAGCUAUGGUCAUGCUCUAGGCUGGCAGGGGAACAAGUCUCCAGCCGUGCCCGGCCACCCCAACCUCAACACACUCCACGGAGAGCCCCCACCCAGACUGGGAAGCGAAGGGCAGGAUGCUGACUCCAACCUGGGCCAGGCACACC